AUGAGAAGAGGGUGCUCCUUUAAUUCACUCUUCACUUCCAAGUUCCUUGUCCGACUCCUUCUUCCUGAACUUCCACCCCUCAAGUUCCAUGGAAGUGGGGUCUUCUACAGUGGCGGUGGAGCUAAAUUUAGCACUUUGAUGAUUGAUAGUGCCAAUGUGAGGCUUGGGUCGGUGGAAGCGGCAUACUUGGCGCGGUCGGAGCAGCGGUCGAGAUCUCCAGCGGUAGUAGCUCACUCGCCGCCUCUUCUGCAGGUCCCUCUUCAUCCGCUGGCCAAUCAGUUCUGUGGAUCAAUAGGAUUGAAGAAACCACCUUCCAUGUUCAGGAGAAGUGCACUGAAAUUGGGAUUGAAGGACAUCCCUCUGGAAUCCGGAUUCGACAGUAGAAAGGGCAAGCUCAACUAA
Molecule: messenger RNA, 402 nt
Organism: Linum tenue
Lineage: Eukaryota; Viridiplantae; Streptophyta; Magnoliopsida; Malpighiales; Linaceae
Source: the annotation of a GenBank genome assembly